Messenger RNA from Plutella xylostella (diamondback moth), 2068 nucleotides. RefSeq lists its product as uncharacterized. Gene Ontology annotation, molecular function: structural constituent of chitin-based larval cuticle. The record is from RefSeq and is a predicted model, not a curated record. NCBI's taxonomy places the organism in Eukaryota, Metazoa, Arthropoda, Insecta, Lepidoptera, Plutellidae. Gene Ontology annotation, cellular component: chitin-based extracellular matrix. Gene Ontology annotation, biological process: chitin-based cuticle development.
ACGGGCGAGGUGUGGAGAAAGUGCAUAUAAGAGCAAGCUUCAACAACAAAUUCGUUAUAGUCGACUUGAGGUUGUCACGAUUGCCAAAUAUGUGGAGUUUAGCGGUCCUCGGGAUAUUGUUGGUGACGGCUGAUGGCUACUCGUAUCAACGCGCGAGCUAUGCACCGAGCGGCAAUCAAAUCAAUCGACCCCAAUAUAGCCAGGCGCCGCAGUAUCAUAACAGCUAUGCCCCGGGACACGCUUAUAUUGAAAAAAGUCAAUACCAGGUGCAGCAUGGAGGCCAGCCGGCCAGCCAGUACGCAGUGCAAACACUGAGCCCCGCAGCCUCCCCUGGACACACAUACAUUGAAAAAAGUCAGUACCAAAUAACACACGGCCCGCAGGCAAUCAGCAGUAAUCAAUUUAGCCAAAACGUUCAAAUAAACUCUCCCGCCCCGAGUUACAGCUAUAGCCAAUAUCCAGUGCAGCCAGCUAAUAAUGUGUACAAAGUGAACGCGGCGGCAAGUCCAGGCCAUGCAUACGUAGAAAAAAGUCAGUACCAGGUGUUACUUGGUGGCCAGCAAGCCGCCCCGGCUUAUACUCAACAAGCUUACGCCUACGGAGCUGUCAGUCAAGCUAGACCUGCGUACAGCACGGUCAGCCAAGCCGUUCCUGUAUACAAUACUGUCAGUCAAUCAAGUCCUGUGUACCAACCAGUCAGUCAAGCAAGACCUAUAUACAACACUGUCAGUCAAGUGAGUCCGGUCUAUCAACAAGUCAGUCAAGCAAGACCUGUAUACAACGCUGUUAGUCAUGCGAGUCCAGUCUACAAUACAAUAAGUCACUCAGCUCCACUAUACAACACUGCUAGUCAAACAAAUCUGGUCUACAGCCCCAGCAACUCUCCUAGCCCUGCAUAUAAUACUGCCAGUGCAUCGAGUUCUGUCUAUAAUGCAGCUACUCAAGUUAGCUCAGCGAAUACUGUGCAGCAACAAGUUCAAUACAGCCAGGUCGCACAGGCGCCUAGCCCUCAGGUGAACUACGUACAGGCUCAACCUGCCGCUCAAGCUCCACGUCACACUUACGUAGAAAAGAGCCACUACGAAGUGGCACUCGGAGGGCCAGUGACCCACCAUGUCGACGAGCACCACCAUGCGAGCGAGGGCCAUGCGCCAGGACACGCUUACGUCGAGAAGAGCCGGUAUCAGGUUGUGAUUGGUGGAGAAUCAGCCAACGCGCACGUACACUCACACACGCAAUCAGCUGGACACGAGUACAUUGAAAAGAGUCAAUACGAAGUCCAGCACGGCGCGCAGGCGUCCUCGGACAGCUAUCAGAACGUGCAACUACACAACAAUGUGCAAACUGGACAAAUUCAGUUAUCGCAAAGUUUGUUGCCCGCACAAGAUGGCACGAGUUUCCUCAAGCCUUACGAGCAGACUGAGUUGACGAAAUCUCACGAAAUUCACUCCUAUGACGCCCUCCCUAAAGUGCAACCGGUCGUAUCUAAGCACGUGUACUUCCAUGUACCACCAGCAGAUAUAGAGGAGCAGCCGAAAUCCCCUCAGUACCUGCCGCCUGCACCGCCCGCAAAGAAAGACUACAAGAUUAUUUUCAUUAAGGCCCCGUCCCAGGAGACCAAUAACAAUGCUGCCCUUAUUCAACAACAACUACAGAACCAACUGGCUGCUAAGACUGAAGAGAAGACAUUGAUCUACGUGCUCUCGAAGAAGCCCGAGCCCCAGCCACCGAUCAUCCAGCAGCUGCCCGCGCCUACGGAACCCUCCAAGCCAGAGGUCUACUACGUCAAGUACAAGAAGAACUCACAGCUACAGGAUAUCGUAUCCAAGAUCAGCGAUCAGAAAUGAACGAUACAUACUUAACGCUUUCACCAAACUAGACUAUAGGUGUGUAAAUAUAAAUUUAUUUUGGUAAGCUUUUAUGACUUCCAUUACGAGGCUCUAUUAUAAUAAUUUUAGUAAACGUUACAUUUUACUAUCCUGCAAUAUCGCGAACUGUGAAUAUUUUAUCUUAACUAUGCUGCUGUGCGAAUGUUUGUUGUUUUGUAAAUACCAUAAAAAGUGUUAUG